This is a messenger RNA of Tripterygium wilfordii, 1994 nucleotides long. Its product is annotated as UBP1-associated protein 2B-like. Gene Ontology annotation, molecular function: RNA binding. The record is from RefSeq and is a predicted model, not a curated record. NCBI's taxonomy places the organism in Eukaryota, Viridiplantae, Streptophyta, Magnoliopsida, Celastrales, Celastraceae. The transcript is spliced from 2 exons. The coding region runs from base 68 to 1606 and encodes 512 amino acids.
GAUAUUUUUCAGUAAUCAAAUCCCUGAGAAGAUAGGUAGACAGACAAAACCCUAAUUCCUCUAAUCGAUGGCUAGGAAGAGAAAAGUGCGUGCUUCAGAACCGGAGCCGGAACCGGAACCUGAGCCCCAGGCAGAAGAACAAUCUCAAGACCUCCAACAAGAAGAAGCAGAAAAGCCACAAUCGCAAGACCCCGUAAAAGAAGAUGAACGACCUGAAGCUGAAAACAUGAUCGUUGAUGAUAAUACCAAAGAAGAUCCACAACCAGAGCCGGAGGAUGAACCACAACCAGAGCCGGAAGAAGAACCACGACCAGAGCAGGAAGAAGAACCACAACCAGAGCUGGAAGAAAAAGAGGCGAAAGAACCUGAAACUGGCGUAGAUCCCUCAGAGGAUGCCGCUCCACCGGAGUCGACCCAAACAGAAACCAACGGGAGCGGAGAGAACGGAAAUGCGGAUGCUGAAAAUAAGGAGGUAGAGGAGGAGGAAUUGGAGGAAGAGCCCCUCGAAACGAUUCUGGAUCCUUUUAACAAGGACCAGCUAGUCUCCCUUCUCAAGCAAGCCGUGGACAAGUAUCCUGAUUUGAUCGACUCAGUGCAGGCAAUCGCAGACGCUGACCCUGCCCAUCGCAAGAUCUUCGUACACGGCCUCGGCUGGGACACCACCGCAGAGACCCUCACUGCCGAGUUCGGCAAGUAUGGUGAGAUCGAGGAUUGUAAGGCCGUCACUGACCGCGUUUCUGGGAAGUCAAAGGGAUACGCCUUCAUCCUAUUCAAGCAUCGCAGUGGGGCUCGCAAGGCGCUCAAGCAGCCUCAGAAGAAGAUUGGGAACAGGAUCACCUCGUGCCAGCUGGCGUCAGCGGGACCAGUGCCUGCACCGCUUCCCUCUACACCGCCAGUGUCGGAAUAUACACAGAGGAAGAUAUUUAUAAGUAAUGUGUCGGCGGAUAUUGAUUCCGAGAAGCUCACAGAGUUCUUUAGGCGGUUUGGGGAGAUUGAGGAGGGACCACUAGGACUAGAUAAGCAUACUGGGAAGCCUAAGGGAUUCGCUCUUUUUGUGUACAAGACCAUUGAAGGUUCCAGGAAGGCUCUUGAGGAGCCGCAUAAGAAUUUUGAAGGGCAUAUGUUACAUUGUCAGAGGGCAAUUGAUGGACCGAAACCAAACAAGCAGGGAUAUGGUGGUACUGGUGGACAUCAUCAUCAGCAAAACUACCAGCAACACCACUAUCAGCAGCCACACCAUCAUUCCAAGAAGGGAAAGUAUACCUCUGCUGGACCAGGGCCAGCGCGUGGACAUUUAAUGGCACCAUCGGGUCCUGCUGUAGGGUUCAAUCCAGGAGUGGCUCCCCAGCCACUGAACCCUGCACUUGGCCAGGCCCUCACAGCAUUGCUUGCAACCCAGGGAGCAGGUUUGGGCAUUGGUAAUCUGCUUGGAGGAAUUGCUGGUGCAACUGUCAACCAGGGAGGGCCACCUGGUGGUUAUGGGAAUCAGCCUGGAGGCUAUGGCAGUCAUCAGCCGGGAAUGCAAGGUGGCUAUCAGAACCCACAGAUGGGGCCGAGCAGCGGUGGCAGGCCUCCUCAUGGAGGCGCCCCUUAUAUGGGACACUAGAUUCCCUAAUAGAUGCAUCAAUCAUUUAGUUUUGGAUUCUGGUGAUUCUUCCGAAGUUCCUACCAUUCAAAAAAAAGAUUCUUCUGAAGUUCCAGGCACACUUGCAAACGACGCCUUUAUAUUUGCACUGAAAAGUUUGUGUUUGCAUAUUAUAAACACCGAUGCCUCAAACCUUUAUCUUUUUUUUCCUUAGUACUUUUCCUUCCCGUGUUUUUUCGGAAUGUUGUAAUAUUUUGGUACCGGUACAUUGUCUCUUUAAAAUUGAUGGGGAACUUGUAGUCUUCUUAGGCAGAAAACAAUGGCUUUCCAGGAUUUCAACUACUUUAACUGGCCAUGCCUUUUCCUUUCUAUUUCUUUGAAUUGAAUAAUACUCUUUGCUAUCCUACAA